CGGAGCUGCAAGAAGGCCACCGAAGACAGAAAGAUGGCGGACCUCGGGAAAAUCUGUCCCGAGCCUUCGCCCUGUCGCGUCAACUGUCCGAGGAGAGCGUCGUGUCGGGGGAGGCUCCUCGUCCUCCUCUGCCUGCUCAUAGUGGACUCCGGCGGGGCCACGACGCACUGGGUCGUCACGGAGGACGGGAAGAUCCAACAGCAGGUUGACUCGCCUUUGAAUCUGAAGCAUCCACACGACGUGGUGAUCUUCAUGAGGCAGGAGACUCGUGUGAACUACCUGAAGAAGCUGGAGAAGCAGCUUGUGGCACAGAAAAUUCACAUUGAAGAGAAUGAGGACAGAGACACAGGGUUGGAGCAGAGACACUACAAAGAAGAUGCUGACUGCGUCAUGGCUAAGGUUCCCCUGGGAGACCUGGACCUGUACGAUGGAACUUAUAUCUCAUUGGAGAGCAAAGACAUCAGUCCUGAAGACUAUGUGGAGCCGCGGUCAGCUCUGCCUCCAGAUCUAGAAAAGCCUGACUGUGCAAAAGUGUUUGAACUACCUUAUAGUAUCCAUGCUUUCCAGCAUCUCAGGGGUGUGCAGGAAAGAGCAAACUUGACCUCCCCACUUCUUUCGAAGGAGGACCCCAUUUUUAUUGCACUGUCUCAUAUGCUGGGCCGCAGUGUGGAUGAGGUGGGCCACCGCAUCCACCAAGGUUUACUGAGGAAUUCCUCAUCCUGGGUUUUAUACAACAUGGCGUCAUUUUACUGGCGUAUGAGGAACGAGCCUCAGAGAGCAGUGGACUGUGUGGUGCGUGCUCUGCAUUUCUCCCCCAGGGAGCACAAGGAUGUAGCCUUGGUCAACAUGGCCAACAUCCUGCACCGUGCCCAUUUCUCAGCAGAUGCUGCUAUUCUCGCGCAUGCUGCCCUCGAUCUCACAUCAGACCUCUUCACCAGUCACUACACCCUGGGCAACAUUUAUGCUAUGCUCGGGGAAUACAACCACUCAGUGCUGUGUUACGAGCAGGCACUGCAGGCCCACCCGGGCUUCGAGCAGGCCCUGAGAAGGAAGCAUGCUGUGCUCUGUCAGCAGAAGCUGGAGCAGCGCCUGGAAGCCCAGCACAGGUCUCUGCAGCGAACGCUGAAUGAGCUGAAGGAGUACCAGAAGCAGCACGACCACUACCUCCGCCAGCAGGAGGCACUGGACAAACACAAGCUGCUGCAGGAAGAGCAGAUCCUGCACAACAUUAUCCACGAGACCCAGAUGGCCAAGGAAGCCCAACUUGGGAACCAUCAGAUGUGUCAGCUGGGUCAGCAGCAGCGCAGCCUCUACUGCCCCUUUGACCUGCCUGUGCGCUAUCACCGGGGUGACCUGUUUGAAAACGUCCACUAUGUCCAGUUUGGAGAGGAGGUGUCAGUGGCAUCCAGCGUCGCGCUCGUGUCAGAGCGGAACUCAAAUCAGACAGCAGCCAGUCCGCAGCUUCAUCCCUCUGUCUCUGGAGACCAAGAUCCUGCCGCUGCCCUGUGGGGCAGCCGUCAGGAUUACACACAGGACAUUCAGAGGAUGUUGUGGCCUCAAAGGACUGACUGUGCUCAUGAGUACCCAAGUGUCCCCCCCGCUCACCUGCUCCCGACCUUUUUCCUUCCACCUGAAACUCAGGCCCUCAGCCCAGUGGCAUCCCUUCUCUAUGGGAAGAGCAGUCCUCCUCAGACUGUAGCUCUGCCGGACUGUGGUCCCAACCCUCAACCAUAUCCCGCCCUCCUGCCAGCAUCACUAGACUGGCCGCUCGAAGAGAAGGAGCUGCCAGAUCCCUUUGCCUCCCAGAUACUGCAGUUACGCAGUGGAGGAUGGACGCUGGAGCAGAUUGGCUCCAGAGUAGCUGAAGUAAUGAAGCAGGCCACUAUACCCCGCUGGCAGGUCCACAAUGAGGCAGCUCUUUUCUGGCGGGCUAAAGGCAAUGGCAGCCGUGCCCUCCAGUGCCUGCGCCAAGUGUUGAGCUCAGCUCCGCCUCCCCACCGCCACUUGCCCCUCACCAAUGCUGCUAACCUGCUGCUACACCACGGCUUGACCACCCACGCACAAACACUACUGGAGCAAGCAUUGGCCCUUAAUCAAUCAGAGCCUCACACUCUGCUCAGCCUGGUGAGCGUGCACUUGGCCCAGGGCAAUGUGACAGGUGCUCUGGCCUUGUUCCGCCACACUCUGGUGACGGCCCUGUCCUCCUCCUCUUCCUUCUCAUCCUUAGCCGGCUGUGAGCAGUGUCGCACCAGCCUGCCUCUGCUGCGCUGUCUGCAGUUUUACCCCUUCCUUUACAAUCUUUCACACCGGCAGUCCUGCCCACAGGGCGCUGCCUGCUUGGCUGAGGAGGAACUUGGGAUACAGCUGGAGGAAUGGGAGGAGGAGAAGCAGGACGUUCCGGCCAUGUCUGCAAUGGAGGACUCCUUACUCUUUGAGAAGGUUAUCCUGGACAGUAAUGGCUCGGGUGAAACAGCUGGACAGCUCCGGACUUCUCCUUCUGUCUCAGGAGCGAAUAAAAUGGCCACCCCGUUUGGAGGAGGCGCAGUGGAAGGCGAGGAGGAGUGGCAGCUGAAGGAGGACCUGAUGGGAGCGUUUGAGGGAGCGCUGGAUGUCGGAGGCAAGCGAGGGGACCUGCGAGGAAUCCGGGUGCUAAAGAAUGACCGAGUCAUGGGUACCCGGGCCGGUGGUGGGCCCUGCUUUGGGAACUGUGAAGACGACGAGGGAGCAGAGUGGAUCACCUUCCAGGUGAAGCGGGUCAGGAAGGCUAAGGUUGAUGGGACAGAGGGUGUUUCCGGCUCUGAUGACGGCCAGAGCAUGGACUCUCUGCCUGGAGGACACUCUGUCCUGGAGAUCAGCGGGCCAACUAUACCAUCGCCCGGUCCUUCAGGUCGAUGGAGGGACUACACAAGUCUUGGCUGGCCGGGACCAGAGGAGUGCCAGCGGACACGCAGGGUAGACCUCACCACUGUAGCUAGCACCUGGUUGGCUGUUUCUGCCAAGAACAUCGACAUCACAGAGCACAUAGACUUUGCCACUCCGCUCCAGGAGCCAGCAGCUGAACCUUUAUGCAACGCCAACCUCGCCGCCAGCAUGCACACCCUCGACCACCUGGCAGGGGUGGCCAAUCGCGCCGCCAUACACUACACCGGGGAAAGUCAACUGCGUGAGGUCCUGCAGAACCUCGGCAAAGAUAAGUUCUCCCCUCAGUCCUUUGAGCAGGUGGGAACACGUAUCGCUAAAGUGCUGGAGAAGAACCAGACAUCAUGGGUUUUAUCCAGCAUGGCUGCUCUGUACUGGAGGGUCAAAGGUCAAGGCAAGAGAGCAAUCGACUGUCUUCGUCAGGCUCUCAACUACGCCCCCCAUCACAUGAAGGAUGUGCCCCUCAUCAGCUUGGCCAACAUCUUCCAGAACGCUCGGCUGUGGGACGACGCCCUGACGGUCGCCCGCAUGGCCGUAGAGAUCGCCCCACACUUUGUGGUGAACCACUUCACCCUCGCCAACGUCUAUAUAGCGAUGGAGGAGUUUGAGAAAGCCAUGCGCUGGUACGAGUCCACCCUGAAGCUGCAGCCGGAGUUCGCCCCCGCCAAAGAUCGACUCAGAACCAUCCAGUGUUACCUGCUCACCAAGCGGGAACGGCGUCAGCCCUAACCCACGAUUCCAGUCCGAUACCAGUACCCCUGAAACCAGUACCCUGUGCUCAUACACUACCAGAUACAGACCACACACAUACACAAACACACACACACACACACACACACCUAUCUGAAGACCACUGAUAAUUUACACUAAUGAAAGUGUAAGAAACUUAAAUGUGGUUAAAGGUGAGGUUUCAAGAUUCAUAUCCUGACAUGUAUAUCUUCUUCUCUUUGAGAUCUGUCCUCAGAAAGAAGCAGGUCUGAAAUGUCACCGAGAACAACUGUAGAUAACUUUACCCACAACAUAUUUCAAAUAGUUCUAGACUCCAACUCCUUCAAGGCUCCGGAUUUACAGUUAAUUCUGCUUUAAUUUGAGCUGAAUCGGUUCUGAUUUGAAGAAUAAAUCUCACUGUCGUCUUCUCGAAGACAUUUUAGCAUCUGAAACAAAGGGCAAUAUGUUUUUUUUGUUCUCAAGGAGCAAACACACUACAUCCUGGGAAAUUGAUUUUAAUUUGUUGUUUAAAUUGGGAUUUUUUUUAUGGAAAAUGAUAAACAGUAUUCGCUUCAAUGUUUUGCUGAGAUGGUUAGGAAUGUGCUCCUCAGCUCGGAGGUUAAACGAGACAAAUUGAAUAACCCCUCGUUACCUCUGCCUCAUAACAUGGACGGGAAUUCUCUUUUUUUUGUUGCACUUUUCUUCUAUAUCAUUCCUAUUUAUAUGGGACCUACAAACUGAUUUUUGCUCCAAGCUAAUUUAAAUACAGAAGAAAGAAGAAAAUGAAAUAUGCUAUUACAUGUGCUUCUUAACUUAUGGAAAUCAUCCGGCAGGAAAAGGAUUUGCCAUUGACCAGCUGUUUAAAAAAAAAACUAAAGUGGAAUCUGUAUUAAAUGUACAGUAUUAAAGGCAACGUGUGGAUUUCAUCAGUUUA
Messenger RNA from Platichthys flesus (European flounder), 4561 nucleotides. It is a transcript of the gene ttc17, whose product is annotated as tetratricopeptide repeat domain 17. The record is from RefSeq and is a predicted model, not a curated record. Lineage: Eukaryota; Metazoa; Chordata; Actinopteri; Pleuronectiformes; Pleuronectidae. Gene Ontology annotation, biological process: cilium organization; actin filament polymerization. Gene Ontology annotation, cellular component: actin cytoskeleton; cytoplasm. The transcript has 25 exons. Gene Ontology annotation, molecular function: protein binding. Bases 34 to 3648 code for a protein of 1204 amino acids.